AUGGCUCUACCUCAAUACAAGGCGGAUUUCCUCAAGGCCGCCAUCGAUGGCGGAGUUCUCAAGUUUGGCCAGUUUGAACUCAAGUCGAAGCGCAUCUCGCCCUACUUCUUCAACGCCGGUUCCUUCUACCGCUCCGAUCUCCUCCAGUCCAUCGCCCACGCUUUUGCCAAGACCAUUAUCGAGGCCGUUGACACGACGGGACUCGAGUUCGAUAUCGUCUUCGGACCCGCUUACAAGGGAAUUCCUCUCGCGACCCUCACUACCUACUGCCUUGGCGCCCUCGAGCCGAGGUUCGCCUCUAAGUGCUACUCAUUCGACCGAAAGGAGGCCAAGGAUCACGGAGAGGGCGGUAACAUUGUCGCUUCCUUCCCCGACGGCGACGAUACCAAGCCCAUGCCGAGUGCUAUCGGAGAGCUGAGGAAGGAGUACGGUCUUCCCAUCUUCUCCAUUCUCACUCUCGACGAUAUCAUUGACGGCAUGAAGAGCUUCGCCUCUGAAACGGACAUCAAGAAUAUCGAAGAGUACAGGGCCAAGUACAAGGCCAGUGAUUAG
This is a messenger RNA of Parascedosporium putredinis, 552 nucleotides long. The record is from the annotation of a GenBank genome assembly. NCBI's taxonomy places the organism in Eukaryota, Fungi, Ascomycota, Sordariomycetes, Microascales, Microascaceae.